GGCCGGGGCCGCUCAUGGUGUCGCCACGACGCCAUCGCGGCGCAGGACGGCCAGGUGAUUUGAAUUCUUCAGCCUGUAAUAUUCUCAACUGUGCAAAGCUUUCAAGCUUUUCUCUCCAAGACCUGGAAAGGGCCUUUAAAGGGAGACUGCAAAUGGUGUGGUUAUUUAUCAUGAACCGAAUGAAUUCCCAGAGCAGUGGUUUUACUCAGCGGAGGCGAAUGGCUCUUGGAAUUGUUAUUCUCCUACUUGUGGAUGUUAUAUGGGUUGCUUCAUCAGAACUUACUUCAUAUGUUUUUACUCAAUAUAAUAAACCAUUCUUCAGCACCUUUGCAAAAACAUCAAUGUUUGUUUUAUACCUCUUGGGCUUUAUUAUUUGGAAGCCAUGGAGGCAACAGUGCACACGAGGAUUUCGUGGAAGACAUGCUGCUUUUUUUGCAGAUGCUGAAGGUUACUUUGCUGCUUGUACUACGGAUAAUACCAUGAAUAGUUCUUUGAGUGAACCUCUGUAUGUUCCUGUGAAAUUUCAUGACUUGGCAAGUGAAAAACCUGAAAGUACAAAUGGUGAGAAUGAAAAAACACUUAAAAAAUCUCGUGUAAGGUUCAGUAACAUUAUGGAGAUCCGACAACUUCCAUCAAGCCAUGCACUGGAAGCCAAGUUAUCUCGAAUGUCAUAUCCUGCUGUGAAAGAACAAGAGUCAAUCCUGAAAACUGUAGGAAAACUAACUGCAACUCAAGUAGCAAAAAUCAGCUUUUUCUUUUGCUUUGUGUGGUUUUUGGCAAAUUUAUCAUAUCAGGAAGCACUUUCAGACACCCAAGUUGCUAUAGUUAACAUCUUGUCUUCAACUUCUGGGCUUUUUACUUUAAUCUUAGCUGCAGUGUUUCCAAGUAACAGUGGAGACAGAUUUACUCUUUCUAAACUAUUAGCUGUCAUUUUAUGCAUUGGAGGUGUUGUGCUGGUAAACCUUUCAGGGUCUGAGAAAUCAGCUGGAAAAGAUACAAUAGGUUCCAUUUGGUCUCUUAUUGGUGCCAUGCUUUAUGCUGUCUAUAUUGUUAUGAUUAAGAGAAAAGUAGACAGAGAAGAUAAAUUGGAUAUACCAAUGUUCUUUGGUUUUGUAGGUCUCUUUAAUCUGCUGCUGUUAUGGCCGGGCUUCUUUUUACUUCAUUAUACUGGAUUUGAGGCCUUUGAGUUUCCCAAUAAGUUAGUGUUAAUGUGCAUUGUCAUUAAUGGCCUAAUUGGAACAGUUCUCUCAGAGUUGCUGUGGUUAUGGGGCUGUUUUCUUACCUCAUCCCUGAUUGGCACACUUGCACUAAGCCUUACAAUACCUCUGACCAUAAUAGCUGAUAUGUGCUUGCAAAAGGUGCAAUUUUCCUGGUUAUUUUUUGCAGGUGCUAUCCCUGUAUUUUUUUCAUUUUUCAUUGUAACUCUACUAUGCCAUUAUAAUAACUGGGAUCCAGUGAUGGUGGGAGUCAGAAGAAUUUUUGCCUUUAUUUGUAGAAAACAUCGAAUUCAGAGAGUCCCAGAGGAUAAUGAACAGUGUGAGAGUCUCAUUCCUUUGCACAGUGUUUCUCAGGAGGAUGGAGCUAUCUGCUGUUCAUAAAUAAUAGCUUGAUGAUGAAGCACUAUACAGCGAAGAGACAAUCUCCGACAAGGUUACAUAGAAAAAAUAUUUCAGUGCCUACUCCAAAAUGAAUAAUAAUAGUUUCAGUUCUUUGAAACUCUAAAAUACAUAUUUUCUCCUCAUUCUUGUUUUGUUAAGUUUUAUAAUGAACUAUUUUGCUACAAAUGGAUAUCAAUACAAGUAUAGGAUAUUCCACUCCAUCUGAAGAACCAACUUGCCUUACAGAUCUCAUGGGGUUCAGUUGGUGAAAUUAUCAAGGAAGAAAAUGCUGAUGUUAAAGAGACUUUGUUUUUACAUUUUUGUUAAAUGCUGGACUAUGGAGCUAUAUAUAAGAAAUCUUUAAAGUCUGUAGAUCAGUGUUUGUUUUAGGGGAGAUGCAAAAGGCUAAGGUGCCUUGUAGGUACAGAUUAUAUUUUUGUGUUGUGUAAACCAUUGAAUAUAAACACCACAGAAAUAUAGUUUAAUUUAUGAAAUAAUACAUUUUCUGAAUCUGAGAUUGAAAAAAAUAAAUCUUUGGAACAGGUUCUUUUGUUCUCUUACACUACAUAUACUAUGUUAUCUUUGUAAGAAUUUUCUGUAGCAUUAUGUGCCUUGUGUGUUAUAAAUUCGACGACCCAGAGCAAGUUUUUAAAGGGGAAAUAGUGUUAUAUGAGGGAGGAUUAAGUACUUCUCAAGGUUAUUGAUAUAUAAACUUGACUUGCUAAAGCUGUGCUUGCUGUAAAGAUUGGAAGAAAUGGUCACUUUUCAAUGAAGAAAUUUUCAUAAUGGAAUAAUUUAGAUUGAUGAGAUAUGGCCCGUUAUUAAAAUAAAAUACUGUUUAAACUGUUA
Molecule: messenger RNA, 2447 nt
Organism: Vombatus ursinus (common wombat)
Lineage: Eukaryota; Metazoa; Chordata; Mammalia; Diprotodontia; Vombatidae
Gene: SLC35F5
Product: solute carrier family 35 member F5
Exons: 16
Coding region: 15-1598 (527 amino acids)
Biological process (GO): regulation of peptide transport
Cellular component (GO): membrane
Source: RefSeq, a predicted model, not a curated record